Messenger RNA from Styela clava, 1344 nucleotides. RefSeq lists its product as uncharacterized. The record is from RefSeq and is a predicted model, not a curated record. NCBI's taxonomy places the organism in Eukaryota, Metazoa, Chordata, Ascidiacea, Stolidobranchia, Styelidae.
GAUAAAUAUAGUAAUAAAACGUGACUGAAAAGUAGUCGAACUAGCAAUAUUCAAGAUGAUGGGUGCCAAAACUUGUGAAGCGCUGUUUUUGGUGGCGUUUGUGCUAAGUUUUUACGUGGACUCUUCAUUUACUAAAGAAUGCAACGCUAGUUCAUUCAAUUUGAAUGGAGGCUAUCUCAGAUACCUUGGAACUCUACCUGAACUGCCAGUCUUCACCUUAUGUAGAUAUUUUGAAGCUGACGCCGAUGGUUUGGUUCUUGGUGUCAUGCAAAGUUAUUCCACUGACAAACAGUUAAAUGCAUUUCUCAACUAUGGUGUAAAAUCAAAGAAUGGAUUCGACAUUCAUUUGAAUAUCGGCGAUCAAAGAAACGUUAUACGGAAUAUGAAAUUUCCUGCAAAUUCUGGAUUGCUGACUUGCCAAAUAUUUGAUACCGUAGAAGGAAAAAUUUACAGAAACUUGAAUGGAAAUUCUGGCCCUCCACUAAUAAUGAAUAACAUGAAGGCGUUGCCAGGUGGAGGCGAAUUAUUAAUCGGGAAGUCUCUUAACGAUUCAAUGGAUGGCUACAAAGGCAAAGUCAGUGGUAUUAUGAUCUGGGAAAGAAAACUCAGCGAUGAAGAAAUUGUGGCAAUAAUGAAUAACAAUGUUUGUCCCGAUGACACUAUCGUGGAUAUCCAGCUUGAUAGCGUUCAGCCGUAUGGAAGGUUUAUUCAGCAAGAAGAAUGCAAAAGUUCAGACUUCACUUUGGCAAAUUCAGAUAAAACAGUGCAUUAUGUUGAAUACACUGGCGCGGCACCGUCUUUGAGAAGUGCGACUAUAUGUGCAUGGGUGACAACAGCAAAUGAUGGUUCAGUUCCAGGAACUGUUGGGACUUACGCUGCUGGAGAUGAAAUCGACCUCAUAUCAUCAAUUGGUGAAAUUAUAGACGGCGUCCCUUAUCUGCAAGUUGGUGUAAAGGGGAUAUAUGAUCGUAUAAAACUAGCAUUGGAAGGGAAUACUGAAUACAGUUUCUGCCUCGCAUACGACAACAUGUUUUCAAAGAAAGUUUACGCCUAUCUUAACGGAGACUAUGUUGCGGAGAUUCAAUUUGAAGGACUUGGGGAAAUACCGGGUGGGGGGAAAAUAAUCAUCGGGCAAAGACAAGGAUGUGUUGGUGGAUGCUUCGACAAAAACAAAGCAUUCAAUGGAAGAAUUCGGAACUUUAGUAUUUGGGCACGACUACUAUCAAUCGAAGAGAUUCGAGAUAUUGCAUUGUCGAAUAAAUGCCCCAUUGAUGACGUGGUAGAUAUGACGCCAAGUAAUGUUAUUGUUCACAAAGUCAAAUAAAGAAUCUCAGUAAUAAAAAA